GUGUAACAAGCCUCCAUCAUGACAGAUGGACAUGGUAUCUAUUCUAUUCUUAUCACUUACUGACAGUGUUACUCCAGUGGCUCCAUUGUGGUGAUCCUAAACAAGUGAACAUUUUCCUGGCCCGGAGCCUCACGCCGUAGGUGAAGGAUGGAUCAACAUUGUGCACAGUAUAAGAAAGCUGGCUGCCCAGGACUUUGGCUUUUUCCUGUUUGAAGCUCCACCAAUGAGUCCAAGAGUGGUUACAGUAAUAUUUAUCGCUAUGGUAACUAUCAUUUACACAUGCAAAACGUUACCUUGUCUCCCACAUCCAGCUGGUAUUCAAAACAGGAAGGGUUGUAGUAAGCUCGACCGCGGGGAACCUGCCAGGUCACCACCAGGUCUUCAUUUCUGACUGAAGCGGAGAUGUUUCCAGGUUAGGGUAUUGCAUGAUCGCAACUGGACUGUUCAGGUUCUCUUCAUCAGUUCAUCAGCUCUAGUCUGAGGGGAUGAUACGGGAUCCAAGUAUUUAAGACAUCCCAUCGUCGCUCUUCAAGCAAUCAUCUGGAACUUCCGUGCGUUCAGACAGCGAAAACCAAGCGUCGGUUUGCAGAAAAGUGGCUGACGUGAGGCGGGCAUGGCUCGGAAGUACUAAGCUGGUCGGGUACCUGAACGCACCACGGGAGCUGCUAGCUUCGGUAGUUGAUGUCACGGUAACUCUUUAGCCCGGGUGUUGAUGUGUCCACGUCCUGAAGCAGGAAAAACAGCACCAGACCAUCGCACUACCACCACCAUAUUUUACUGUUGAUCCAGCAUGUCAGCCAAAGACACGAUAAAACACAACAAAACAUCCCUCCACACGACGUUGUGCGGGGACUACCGGUUGAUCCUCACCAAAGUUUAUGAGAACAACCUGAUAACCUCCCGAGAGUACAACAACCUCAAAUGUAUCCGCAAAGAGGAUCUAGAGGGCCAUGUGGUGGAACUUGUGGAUAAAAUCAUCAACAAGGGAGAGGACACCUGCCGUGCUUUCCUGAGUGUGCUGCAAAAAGACCAAGACGUUAAAGCCACUUUCCCACAGCUCAAGAACUUGGCACUGACUGGCAACCACCCGCCCCACAAGCCCCCCCAAGCAUCGUGUUCAGAUGAUGUCUCACAGGAGAAGGAUGAGCCGUACCAAAUAACACGCAGUCCCGUUGGCAUCUGUUUGAUAAUAAACAACAUGAAUUUCUUUGACGGCACCGCAAGAACUGGAUCCAACAGAGAUGCAAAUUGUUUGGCGGAGGUGUUCACCUGGCUUGGGUUCAGAGUGCUGAUGUGUAAAGAUCAAACAAAGCAACAGAUGGAAAACACGCUGGAGAUCUUUGGAUCUCUGAGCGACGCCGCGACGCUGAAGGAUUUAAACAUUACGGAGUUCUGCGGCAACGGAUUCACUGAUCUUCAGGACGACGUCGCUAAUCAUGGCGACGUCUUUGUCUGCUGUGUUCUCAGUCAUGGGGCAAAGGGCGUUGUCCUUGGGGUUGAUUCCCAAAGUGUCCCCAUUAAGCAAAUGACUAGAACCUUCAAGGCUAGCGACCAGUCACCCCUCACUGGAAGGCCCAAAGUAUUUUUGAUCCAGGCUUGCCAGGGUGUUCUCACGCAACGUGGCGUGUUGUUACCUGAAAUUCAGAGUGAUGAUUAUCGUUCCCUUUUCAUUCCCGAGGAAGCUGAUAUCCUCGUUGCUAUGGCAACUGUUGAGGAUUGUGCAGCAAUGAGACACAAAAAAAAUGUCAGCUGGUUUAUCCAGUCUGUAUGUAAGCACCUGAAGGAGGGUUGUCCCAGGGGCGAAGACGUGGUCACCAUCCUCCACCGUGUCAAUGACGAAGUCAGCCAGCAAGAAGCAUCCCCAAUCCCUGGUAAAAAAAAGCAAAUGCCGGAGGUUCGAUUCACCCUGAGGAAGAAACUUGUGUUGUCACCACAGCAAAUCUGAAAUUCAAUCAACCUAAGCCAUGCAAUUACAUAAUACCAAAUCUUACCAGAGAGGUAAGAGUAGUUUAAUCAGGGCAUGCAUGUACUCUAUUCACCUAUCUGCCUUUUAUAUCAUACACUAUAUGUAAUUUUUAUAACCCUAACAAAUUGUUAUACUGGAUAUAAAUCAGUGGCUCGAACAACUGCUUGUCGGGAUUUUGCCAUUUUCAGUCUCUGACAAAUAAAUCUUAUUUCUACA
Molecule: messenger RNA, 2182 nt
Organism: Doryrhamphus excisus (bluestripe pipefish)
Lineage: Eukaryota; Metazoa; Chordata; Actinopteri; Syngnathiformes; Syngnathidae
Source: RefSeq, a predicted model, not a curated record